UGUCUCUGCUCUACUCAGUCCCCGAGCACCAGUGAGCAACCAGUGUCAUUCCGAGUAUUCAGACUCUAUAUUAAUUUUCAGAUAAACGGUUUGUUCUUUUUUCAUGGGGAAGUGUUAUCCAACUGUGAGCGAGGAGUACCAGAAAGCGGUUGAGAAAUGCAAGAGAAAGCUGAGAGGACUCAUCCAAGAGAAGCACUGCGCUCCUAUAAUUCUCCGAGUGGCGUGGCACUCGGCUGGGACGUUCGAUGUGGCAACGAAGACCGGAGGGCCGUUCGGGACGAUCAGGGACCCUGCGGUGCUGGCUCAUGAAGCAAACAAGGGACUCGAGAUUGCAGUCAGGAUUUUGGAGCCGAUCAAGGAGCAGUUUCCGAUUCUCUCAUAUGCAGACUUCUACCAGUUGGCUGGAGUAGUAGCUGUAGAAGUAACAGGAGGGCCAGAGAUUCCUUUCCACCCUGGUAGACCGGACAAAGAAGAAGCACCACCGGAAGGUCGCUUGCCUAAUGCCAACAAAGGUGUGGAUCAUUUGAGGGAUGUGUUUGGCCAUAUGGGUCUCAGUGACAAGGACAUUGUUGCAUUAUCUGGUGGACACACCUUGGGUAGGUGCCACAAGGAGCGCUCUGGAUUUGAGGGACCCUGGACAACCAAUCCCCUCAUUUUCGACAACUCCUAUUUCAAGGAACUUAUUAGUGGAGAGAAGGAAGGUCUGAUCCAGCUUCCAUCAGAUAAGGCUCUUCUUGAGGAUCCAGUUUUUCGUACUUUUGUUGAGACCUAUGCUGCGGAUGAGGAUGCUUUCUUUGCUGACUAUGCUGAAGCUCAUUUGAAGCUUUCAGAGCUUGGAUUUGCAGAUACCGAGUGAAGGAAUUGUAAACAAGCUAGGUGGUGCCUUGUAUGAAUUCUCCUAUACUAAUAGACUGAAUUUUUGCUUGUAAUACUUUGUGCUGUAUAUUUGGUUUUCUGGCAAUGUCCAUAGAAGGCAAGCUAUAAUAACAUGGCAGCUGCACUGCUAAACUAGUUGGGUAGUUGGGCAAACUAGUGUUUAUAAUCAUGGGGAGAAAUGACCCUAUAUAUCUUGUGUUUGAAAAUUGGAGUGGAAGUUAUGUUUUUGUCUUUUAUCAAAA
Molecule: messenger RNA, 1118 nt
Organism: Rosa chinensis
Lineage: Eukaryota; Viridiplantae; Streptophyta; Magnoliopsida; Rosales; Rosaceae
Product: L-ascorbate peroxidase 2, cytosolic
Exons: 9
Coding region: 104-856 (250 amino acids)
Biological process (GO): hydrogen peroxide catabolic process; cellular response to oxidative stress; response to reactive oxygen species
Molecular function (GO): peroxidase activity; heme binding
Source: RefSeq, a predicted model, not a curated record